GAUAAAAAUUUCAGGAACUCAAUUUUUGGCUCUCCCUAUGUCCUUCAAUACUCAACUUCUGCUCACACCAAACAGCAAGCUGUACAGAGCCACCAAAAAUACUGGUGUUAAACCUUUAAACAGGGAAACAAACAGUAUAAUCUAUAUAAAAAACUAGAAACACUAUCACUUAAACAGAAGACAACCACUGAACAUCAGACUCCUGACUAAGGACAAUUGGUUAUGUCUUCAUCUACCAAAUAUAGUAACAAUGGGACAUUGCCUGCCAUACAGAAUUCAUAUUAUGUUGCUGUAGGGAUGGAAAAUAUUUUGUUUUUGGUAUUAUAGUUUUCAGAAACAUAUUUUUUUAGUGGCAUUUAAAAUCAAUAUCUGGUAAUUGUCAAAAUAGUUUUUUGGUAUUUGGCACAAAACUGUGGAAGAGCUCAUUAAAAUUGGCCUUUCUAAGUUUCUAACGUCUCAUGGAAAAAAGGUAUUUUUUUCUGACAUUGACCUUAUAUUGUCUAUUAAAUUUCUACAAAGGUGCACACUAUCAUCAUUUUACAAACAAUGGACUUGGGAGCAACUUGAAAGUGGGAAUUUGAACUUUUCAGAGGAGUUCCAGUAUAACAGGUUAAGAUAUGCAUGGUACAGUUUCCUGGAGUUAUUGGAUUUGAACUAUAACAAUGGGUUUUCCUGUCCUGAGUGUGGAGACUGUCCACACACUGUGGUUAUGGAUGGAGUUUCUUUGGGACUUAGAAAGACCUUCAUGCCUUGGAAACAAUAUUUAAAGGAGACAACAGAUAAUGCUACAUUUGAUGGAAGUUCUCACAAUACACGAGUAUUUAUCAACAAUGCUGAAACGAGAAAGCUACUGUUGAAGUUUGUGAAGGAGGGGUUAGAUGAAAAAGAGUACUGCCAAUUACAAAAACUAAUUACAACUUAUCAACCUGCAAUGACAGAUAUUUUGAAUGACUUUUGGGAAUCUGGUUUUGCCAAAUGUCCUGGGAUUUAUUGUGAUUUGUUAUCAGUAUUAUCAAGCAAUUAUCCAGUUUGUGGUUUUCUGCAUGAUAACAAUAGAAUCUUUCAAAUAUUUUCUGAUUGGGGAUUUUUUUUUCAAAAUGAUGACAGUGUGCUUUUGGAGCAAGAAGUUCCUUUAUUUUUUAAACUUUUAAAAAACCUGGAAUGGAAAAUUCCUGAAUUUAUGCAUCCUAUCAUGAAGGAGUUAGUUGUAAGGGCACAGUCACCAUUCAUUGGCAAAAUACACAACAUCUCAGAGUGUGAAUCAGGCUGUGCAUGUGGAGGGAUUGGUUUUUUUCCGACAAUGCCAACUCUUUGCCACAGAGGAAACUACAGAAUUGAUAAAAAAAAACCUAGGAUGGAAACAAAAUGCACAAAAAAAAGAUCAACACAUCCAACAUUAACACCUGGAUUAUUUACAGUCUCGUGUAUCCAUGGCAUUUGCUAUGGCUAUGAGAUUAUGGAAGAUGCAGAGAGUCCCAACAUUCCUUUUACUGUUCUCCGUACCAGAUUUCAUACUGCUCCUAAGCUUAUUAUCUAUGAUAAUGCAUGCAACCUGCAUCAGUACUGUCUAAACAGAGACCCUGUGUUUUUCCAACAUUCUUGGUUUUUGGUUGAUCGUUUUCAUUGGUGCAAUCAUGUUGGUUGUCAUAUAGGAUAUAAUCUAGAUAACUACCUACAAUAUAAAUGGAUCAACUCACAGGUUGCAGAACAAAGAAAUAGCACAUUGAAAAAACUGAAGAGUAUGCUCUCUUAUAUGAAUUUAAAAAAUUUUACAACUCAUUGUAAUUUUUUUUUAUGGUUUCGUAACAUGUUAACCCUAGCUCGUAUGGACAAUGAUCUAUUUGUAAACACUGAUUUCAAGCUUUUUUGCCAUCUGAGUAAAGUGUAUACUACAUGUAAAUGAAUCAGUUCAAUUAACUUUAUGAAAACAGAAUUCUCAUUCUGUUCAGAUAAGAUUGUAUGAUCAUAUUCAUCAAAGUAACUAGGCUAAUGUUUUAUUUUACAUCAGAUAUUUGUUUGUCUUAAAAAAGAUAAAUUAAUAUGGCUGCUAUCAAAAUAUGGUUUUUGAUUACACACUCAAGUAACAUUGUUUCCUAUUCAUCUGUUAUUUCAAGAUAUAAUUUUGUUGAAAUGCACUAGAAACUUGCUUACUGAAAAGAACUUACCAGGCAUGAAGAAAAACGUGCGACUUAUUAGUUCAGGAUGAGGACAACUUAAAAAAUGUUGGUUUAGGCCUGUGGGUAUUUUUCAACCAUGUUUUAAAAUUCUGUUAAAUUAACUGAUUCUUACAAAGACUUUUACUUUAAAUGAAUGUAUAAUUAUUUUUUUAAUAGAUCCAUGAGGUGAACAUUCAAUAUUGUAAGAAUGGAAGUGAAGAGAAAUUAUUCAUAAUUCACAUGUCUGUCUCUGUUAAACUCGAGUACAAAGUUAAAAAGCAUUGUUAACCUAAAAAUCUGAAAAAAAUUGCCUUAAUAGGCUUAGAUAAGCCUUACACUUCAUUGUUUUAGCUGUCUGGUACUAGUGAUGUAGUCACAGUAUCCAUUCAUGAUGUUAUAAAAGUAAGGAAUUACACAAUAUGAAGUUAGUUAUAAGAUAUCUUGUGUCAAAAUAAUUAACUUAUCUAAUUUACAUCUUGAUAUCAGAUAAGACUUUGUAGUCUGUAAUCUAUAUAUGACUUUAUUCAUGGUAAAUUUUUUCAGAACUUCUGUUUGAUAUUUUCUUCUGCAUUUGACAGCAUAAACAAAAAACAUUGAUGUUAAACACUUUCCAGGUUUCGAAAUUGUAUCAAAGUUUUUCUUCACAUAACAUUGUCAGGUAUAAUAUUGCAUUACAUUAUAUUUUAUAACAAAACUUGUAUUUAAUCAUUACCUUGAAAUUUUAACAUGUGAUAUUUCCAAUUAUAUUUUUCAUUGAUUGAAGCAUUUUUGCGUUCUUUUGAAUAUACUAUGACACAUUUAUAUCUAUUUAUAUACUAGGUAGAUUCUAGGACAAUAAAUCUUAAACCAUUAUUUGCCCUGGCAUUAAAGUGGUUUUGCCAACUUUCUCUCUUCUGAUGCAUGAAACAAGCAAAUUAUAUAAAGAAUGUUUAUUGCAAGUUUUAUAAAGAGAUAUUACACUAGAAAUGAAAAGAACAUUUUGUAGUAGAGUACAUGUACAUCAUUUAAGGGUGUUGAUUGUGUUAACAUAGAUGUCUAUUUGUUAAAUGAUAUUUGUGAACUGUUUAUUUUGCAUAAAUCUGAUGUCAGAGUGGAUCUCUUUUUGAUUGAUUUUUAUUGUUAGGAUAGGGAUUAUUGUUAUUUAAGCUUGCUUUUUGGAUAUGAGCCACCUUUAAGACAUUUGGUCUUUAAUUGAGAGUUGUCUCCUUUCAUUAAAUGCAGUGUAUUUUAAUUGGAAUUGGAAAUUUAAAUGGUAUUCUUUUUUAAAUGUUUGCCUAUAUUUCUUCAGUAAUUAGAACAAGAGAGAGUGUGAGAGAAAGAAAGAGAGAGGGAGAGAUGCAAGCAAGGUGGGUCUGUGUAGGUGAAUGUAGGACAGAAAGUUACAGGACAAAAAGUCACAAUUAUUUUUUUCUGAUUAUUUUCUUUGAAUAAAACACACUUAUUUAUACAAAAAUAUUUUUGUAUUUUUCUUGAACUAUUGUAUAUAAUGUUGAAAAAGAAAAUGUCAAGGUGGCUUGGGUCUUAAAUGACUUCAUGGUGCCAAGAAAUCUUUCUUCUGCAUGAUUAAAAUUAAAUAAAUCUUUAUUUUUCCAGUAUAAUGACACAUUUCCUUAUCUUUAAUUUGAAUAUAUGUAAAAAAGAUAUAUAUUAAAAGACUUUCUCUUACAUAUUCAAACAAUUGUCAACAGAUUACUUGUGACUUUUUGUCCUGUGACUAUCUGUCCCUUUACAUGUGUAAGUUCAUAUCCCAUUACUUAUAAUGUACUUAUUUUAUAAUAAUGAUAAUAUUAAAUAUGAUGGCGGAUGCAAAGAAAAUAUUGGAAAUAAAAGUGAUAUUUUU
This is a messenger RNA of Mytilus trossulus (common blue mussel), 3996 nucleotides long. RefSeq lists its product as uncharacterized. The transcript has 6 exons. Bases 710 to 1903 code for a protein of 397 amino acids. NCBI's taxonomy places the organism in Eukaryota, Metazoa, Mollusca, Bivalvia, Mytilida, Mytilidae. The record is from RefSeq and is a predicted model, not a curated record.